AUGCGAGGCAUUAUAGGGCUAUUGUUUUUUGCAACUUUUGUUGUUACAGGAUCUUUGGCAGCCGUUUUAGGUGUUGAUUACGGCCAACAAAACAUCAAAGCUAUUGUAGUCUCACCACAAGCCCCACUAGAGCUUGUGCUUACUCCAGAAGCAAAACGGAAGGAAGUUUCUGGUCUAUCAAUAAAAAGAUUACCGGGUUAUGGAGAGAAUGAUCCGAAUGGAGUUGAAAGAAUUUAUGGUUCUGCUGUAGGUAGUUUGGCGACAAGAUUCCCUCAAAAUACACUGCUGCAUUUGAAACCAUUACUCGGCAAGUCACUGGAAGAUGAAACCAGUGUGACUUUGUAUUUGAAGGAACAUCCUGGCUUAAAAAUGGCGUCAACUAACAGGUCUACUAUUGCAUUUGUGGUUGAUAAUGUGGAGUACCCAUUGGAAGAGUUGGUUGCAAUGAAUAUCCAGGAGGUUGUCAAUAGAGCUGACUCCCUAUUAAAAGAUAGAGACGCUAGAACAGUUGAUUCUGUAGACAAAAUAAGCCUUACAAUUCCUGACUUUUUCGACCAACAUCAAAGAAACGCCCUUCUUGAUGCCAGUUUGAUGACAACUGAUAUUAAAGACACAUAUCUAGUUAGCGAAGGAAUGUCCGUUGCUGUUAAUUUCUUUUUAAAACAGCGUCAGUUCCCACCGGGUGAAUUGCAACAUUAUAUUGUGUAUGAUAUGGGAAGCGGCUCUACUAAAGCCUCGAUGUUUUCCAUAUUGCAGCCUGAGGAUAUUACUGAGCCAGUUACAAUAGAAUUUGUGGGAUAUGGGUAUAACCCACAUUUGGGAGGUGCGAAAUUUACUAUGGAUAUCGGGAGCUUGAUAGAAAAUAAGUUUUUGGAAACGCAUCCAGCUAUAAGAACCGAUGAGUUGCAUGCAAAUCCUAAGGCAUUAGCCAAAAUUAACCAGGCCGCAGAGAAGGCUAAAUUGAUAUUAAGCGCCAAUUCUGAGGCUGCUAUCAAUAUAGAAUCAUUAUUUAGUGACAUUGACUUUCGAACCUCUAUCACUAGAGAAGAAUUCGAGGAAUUUAUAGCAGACUCGUUAUUGGAGAUCGUCAUGCCCAUAAAUGGCGCUUUGUCAGAACAAUUUGGCGAUUACAAAACCAAUUUAUCCGAUGUGAACGGCGUAAUUUUGGCAGGUGGCUCUACCCGUAUUCCAAUUGUGCAGGAGCAAUUACUCAAACUCGUAUCCGAAGAAAGGAUACUGAGAAAUGUUAAUGCUGACGAAUCGGCUGUAAAUGGUGUUGUCAUGAGAGGUAUCAAAUUAUCUGAUUCAUUCAAGACCAAGCCAUUAAAUGUCAUUGAUCGUUCUGUAAAUACUUAUUCUUUCAGAUCAUCAAAUGAAUCCGAAUUGCAUGAUGUUUUUGUUAGAGGAAGUGUUUAUCCAAACAAAACCUCUAUUCUCUCUACUGAAGCUGAUCCAACUACCAAGAAUUUCACCAUUGAUUUGUUUGAAAAUGGCAAGUUACUUGAAACGGUCACUGUGAAUUCACCUGCAGCAACAAGUUCUUAUUCUUUCAAGAAGUGUCCUUCUGGAGUAGUGUAUAACAUCACUUUUGGCUUGUCUAGUGAUAGGCUAUUUUCUAUUCAAGAGGUCAACUACAUUUGCCAAAAAGAAGAUGAUGAAAAUGAGUCUAAGCAACCCAAAAACAAAUCUAACCGAUUGAACUUUAGCUCUGAGGACGUUGAAAUUAAAAGGCUAUCUUUUUCUGAAAUUUCGUGUUUGCGUGAGCAUAUGCAAUUACUGGACAAACAAGAUAAGGAAAGGUUUCAACUUCAGAAAAAUUUAAACAUUCUUGAAAGUAAUCUGUAUGAUGCUAGAAGCUUGUUAAUGGACGACGAAGUCGUUCAAAAUGGACCAAAAUCUCAAGUGGAAAAGUUAUCGGAAAUGGUCAAAGUAUAUUUGGAUUGGCUAGAGGAUGCAUCAUUCGAUACUAAUCCUGAAGACAUAAUUAAUAGAAUUAGAGAGGUUGGCAUAUUAAAACAGAAGAUAGAGUUGUACCUGGAAUCGUCAAAGGAACCCUUGAACUUACAACAAUUCAAAGGAAUGCUUGAAGAAGGACGUAAACUAUUACAGGCCAUAGAAAACCACAAGAACACCGUUGAAGAAUUUUUGAGUGAGUUUGAAACUGAAUUUGCAGACACAAUAGAUAAUGUCCGAGAAGAAUUCAAAAAUACUAAACAACCAGCAUAUGUUUCCAAGGCGCUAUCUACCUGGGAAGAGACCUUAACCUCUUUUAAAAACUCCAUCAGCGAAAUCGAAAAAGUUGUUGCAAAAAAUUCAUUUGGUGAAGAUCUUCGUGAGCGAUUGUUUGAAAUUAAGUUAGAGUUUGAUAUGUAUCGCACGAAAUUAGAGGAAAAACUGCUUCUUCGCAAAAGCGGCGAUGAAAGUCGCUUAACUGAGAUAAAGAAGCUUCACUUAAGAAAGUUCCGUUUGCAAAGGAGAAAGGAGGAAAAAUUGCAACGAAAACUCGAAAAGGAACAAAGAGGGGGUGAAAAUGAAACAGAAGCGUUAGGAAAUAACUCAACUGAUGAUAAAAGUGCUUUUUUCAGUGAUAAGACAACCGAGUCGAACCCAACCUCUAAGGAAGACAUUUUGCAUGACGAAUUAUAG
Molecule: messenger RNA, 2646 nt
Organism: Saccharomyces kudriavzevii IFO 1802
Lineage: Eukaryota; Fungi; Ascomycota; Saccharomycetes; Saccharomycetales; Saccharomycetaceae
Gene: LHS1
Product: Hsp70 family chaperone LHS1
Exons: 1
Coding region: 1-2646 (881 amino acids)
Biological process (GO): cellular response to hypoxia; endoplasmic reticulum unfolded protein response; negative regulation of hypoxia-induced intrinsic apoptotic signaling pathway
Cellular component (GO): endoplasmic reticulum chaperone complex
Molecular function (GO): ATP binding; ATP-dependent protein folding chaperone
Source: RefSeq, a predicted model, not a curated record